UGGUAUUUGCGUAAAAGAUUAUCCAGCUAAUUAUUUAUUUUAUGCCAAGCUAAAUAUACUAAACAUCUUUAUAUUGUUUUGUCUGAAGAUCUACGUAUUCAUUAAGCUGCAAUAUCAUUCAGCCAAAAAAUGUACAACGGCUUAGUAGGGUUUGCAUGUAACUUUAUUGCAAUGUUAACAUGUAGUUGUACAGGCAGAAUGAACUAAGUGCGCUUAAUACUAGCUUCGCACCGUAGCUAACUUCACUCAGUUGCGACUCACGCGCCGAUGUAACGUUUGAUGCUCUGAUAAUUGUUGUGAAUAAUUUGUUUAGAAUCCUAAGUUAAUGACACUGUGUAAUAAAAAUGAGUGCCAGGAGUAGAAGACUCGUUAGAAUGGCCACGAAAGACAAGGAUGGAAACCAUAAACACGAGCAGGAGUACGAACAACGCCAGGCUUCAGAUCUCGACGAGUCACAAGAACGUAUAGCUGAUCAGAUGCAGCAGAUAUUUAAUGAUAAUAUUUUUCUCGAUGAUAGCACGCCAGAGUCGGAGCAAGAGCUACCACGGACUAAAAUAACAUUGCCUGCAAGGCGAAUCUCGGAAACGACAUCAGAGUCAGAGUCGUCAUUAUUCGGCGGCGACUUUUCUGAUAACGAUCCUACGUACCAUCCAGACGAAGAGGACCAGCAGCGGUCUCCUGGCAACCACAGCGAUGAUGAUGGUGGUUUAAUUACGUUGCAGGACUUAUUAGGCCCCAAUGCUAAGGAAAACAUUGAAUCUUUUACUAUAUCACCAGAGCCAGACACCAUUCACCAAUAUGAAGAGAUAAAUAAUGACACAGUCUCUGACAUUGCUACUCUAAUAUUAUCAGAUGUGUUAGAGUUGGUUUGGGCAGAAGUGAAAACAUUAAGCCGUUGGCGAACUGCCGAUCCGACAAAUGGAAAAAAAAUGUCGCAAAAAAGAGACGUGCGGAAGGGUUGUCGUAUACAACUAAUAACCAAAUAAGAGCCCCCAAAGUCCCUAAGACAGUUGAUUGUACAAAAUGCUUAUUCAAAUGUACAGAUACAUUCACCGAACAAGACCGAGCGAAAAUUUGUAGAACCUACUGGCAUUUGGACUUUGUAAGCAAAAAAAACUUUAUACUGGCUCGUAUUACAGUCCAGCCACCAAAGAAAAUCCUGGUAGAGAGAAAACGACCAGCUAGACCUUACACUACAAAGUGUUAUUUUGAUUUAGGCACAGAGAAGCGACAAGUUUGUCAGAAAUUCUUUUGCUCUGCUUUAGGCAUCUCAAGUGCAACACUCAGUGACGCUGUUAAAAACCGAGAUGAUCUUGGAUUUUACUCCGGUGCUGAUGGACGAGGACAUCAUGUUCCGCCAAAUAAAACUCCCCCAGAAAAGGUGCAAGAAGUACUUGACCACAUUUCUUCCUUUCCUACAAUGGAGGGACAUUAUAUUCGUAAAAAAUCUAAACGUAAAUAUUUGGAAAGCACACUUUCAGUGAAUAAAAUGCAUGAACUUUAUUUGCUAGAGUAUGAAAACAACAAUCCUGUGUCUGCAAUAACUUAUCGCAGAAUUUUCUCGACUCAGUUCAACUUGAGUUUCUUUGUCCCAAAAAAAGACCAGUGUCAGGCAUGUAACAAGUACACCUCAGCACAAGAUAAAGAUAAAGCUGAUCUGGAAACGACCUAUAGCGAGCACAUACAAAGAAAAGUUGCAUGCGAGGCUGAAAAAGAAAGAGACAAACAAAGAGCAGGGACCGAUCCAACCUUUUUAUCUGUGUCUUUUGAUUUGCAAGCUAUAUUACAAAUACCAUGUUCAAAAGUUGGCUUGCUUUAUUACGUGCGUAAACUGACCGUAUACAAUUUGACCGUGUAUGAGAGUGCCUUACCCAACAAUGCCUUUUGCUUUUCCUGGUCCGAAGUACAUGGCAAAAAGGGAAGCGCGGAGAUUGGUACAAUUUUAUACCAUUACUUGUCAAAUUGUAUCUCCACGAACGUAACAAGUGUGUCUUUGUUCUCUGACACCUGCGGUGGUCAAAAUCGUAACCAAAACGUUGCGGCUAUAUUACUUUGGGCUGUUAACGAAAUCGAUCAUCUUCAAGUCAUUGAACAGAAAUUUCUUGAGUCGGGGCAUUCUUACAUGGAAGCCGAUUCAAUGCACAGCAGUAUU
Cydia amplana is the source of this 2152-nucleotide messenger RNA. RefSeq lists its product as uncharacterized. The record is from RefSeq and is a predicted model, not a curated record. The coding region runs from base 345 to 986 and encodes 213 amino acids. The transcript is spliced from 2 exons. Lineage: Eukaryota; Metazoa; Arthropoda; Insecta; Lepidoptera; Tortricidae.